Messenger RNA from Peniophora sp. CBMAI 1063, 1623 nucleotides. The record is from the annotation of a GenBank genome assembly. NCBI's taxonomy places the organism in Eukaryota, Fungi, Basidiomycota, Agaricomycetes, Russulales, Peniophoraceae.
AUGAUGUCCAGGGUCCUCGCAGCGUUCGUGGCAGCCGCUGUUGUACUUGUAGGCAAGGACGUGUAUAUGCUCGCACGGAUUCUUCUACAUCCCUACUUCUCUCCCUUGCAAGUGGUCAACGGGCCUCCCGAUCCUGUAACCGACUACGAUGCUGUGCUGAAGGAAGACCCUCUGGUUAUGGAGCGCUGGGCCCAACAAUACGGACCCAUCUACCGUUAUGCGGCCCAACUCAAGAUCCCAACUCUCGCCAUUACGGAUGCGCGGGCGAUAGCUCAUGUAUUAGGUCACCCUGACCUAUACCAGAAGCCGCAGGUACUGCAAAGAGCUCUCAGGUUUCUCCUCGGUGCUGGGAUGCUGACGGUUGAAGGGAAUGAACAUAGGAGACAGCGGCGGGUCAUGAGCCCUGCGUUUGGGAAUGCUCAGAUGCGCGACCUAACCCACAUCUUUCUUGAGAGGACGGAGCAGCUCAGACAGGUCUGGCUUGCUUUGACAGCCGAGAAUGGAUCGAACGAAGUGACGAUAGAGGUUGUGAAAUAUCUCACGAAGACAACGCUCGAUGUAAUUGGGCUGGCAGGUUUUGACUACGAAUUCAACGCUCUAUCGGCCGACAAGACCGCUAACGAACUUGGUGAUGCCGUCUGGGCCAUAGUGAACCAGCCUCAGCCUAGCGUACUCGACAUCAUGCAGAUCAUCUUUCCGGUUCUACGCUUCAUCCCGACCGUCAAUUCGAGGAAGCUCCAGCAGGCGAACGCAGUACUUCAUCGCGUGGGCUCGCAGAUGGUAGCGGAGAAAAAGUCCGAAGUACUGGCGGUCGCAGGAUCAUCCGUGGACAAGGCUGCUUUUCAAAGCAAGGACAUCCUAGGGUUGCUCGUGCGAGCGAAUAUGGCAAGCGACCUUCCAGAGUCGAGCCGCAUGAGCGACACAGAGAUUGUAGCGCAGAUCCCCACGCUUCUUGCAGCUGGACAUGAGACGACUUCCACGAUGAUGAGUUGGGCUCUGUACGCGCUCUCAGUCAACCCGCAUGUCCAGGAUAAGCUGCGCGCCGAGUUGCAAGCAGGUUACGACGACACGGGCGAUUCGCCCAGUAUGGAGCAAUUACACGCGUUCACGUAUCUUGACGCCGUCAUUCGUGAGACUUUGCGCAUGUGGCCACCACUGCCUUUCUUGUCCCGUGAAGCGCUCAAGACGGACGUGAUACCCACGGAGAGGCCAUGGACGGACAAGAAGGGUGUAGUACACGACGGUAUCCGGGUUACCCAAGGCGAUGCUAUAGCUGUGCCUGUCAUUGCUAUGAAUCGCUCAACAGACAUCUGGGGUCCUGACGCCGGCGAAUUCAGACCCGAGCGCUGGCUUCUCCAGGACGCCCUCCCACCCCCGCAUUUCCAGCACGUGCCCCUCCCAGGCCUUCUGUCAUUCUCCGCCGGCCCUCGUGCAUGCAUCGGGUGGCGACUGGCAUACGUGGAAAUGAAAGCUAUGCUCUACGUGCUGCUUCGAUCGUUCCGCUUCGAGCUGUCCACCCGACCUGAGGACAUGACCAUGCAAGCGGGACUGAUCCUCCGCCCAUACGUGCUCUCAGAGCUGGAGAAGGGACCACAGUUACCUCUCAUUGUCCAUGCAUUGUAA